This is a messenger RNA of Talaromyces stipitatus ATCC 10500, 1680 nucleotides long. Its product is annotated as Ran exchange factor Prp20/Pim1, putative. NCBI's taxonomy places the organism in Eukaryota, Fungi, Ascomycota, Eurotiomycetes, Eurotiales, Trichocomaceae. The transcript is spliced from 2 exons. The record is from RefSeq and is a predicted model, not a curated record. Bases 1 to 1680 code for a protein of 559 amino acids.
AUGCCUCCAAAACGCACUGCAAAAUCGGCUGAGCCAACGGCCGCCACCGCGAGACCGACCAGAACUAGCGGUCGAGCAGCAGCAGCUGACAAAGAGACUACCACAACUACCAUCACAAAGAAGAGCGUCGCGACUACAAAGAAAGCUACUACUCAAUCCAAGAAACCCCUCCAAGAAGCAAAAGCCAACACCAGCGCAAAGCGCAAGGCUGAAGCUGACAUCGAAGAAAAACCGCAUGGCAAGCGUCAGAAGAAGCAAGUCGAGACAGCUGCUGUCAAGAAGCCCACUGCUCCCAAGGCCAAAGCUGCUCCUAAAGCUAAAGCUGCCCCCAAAGCUGCGCCCGCGCCCAAACCUCCCAAGGAGAGAGUUGUCAUCAACACUGCGCCAACCACGCGUCUCGACGUGUUCGCCUUUGGCUCUAACAGCAAUGCCGAACUCGGUAUGGGUGAUACCUUCAAGAAGGCAGAUUGUCCACGACCGAAAUUCAACAGUGUCCUUUCUGAGGCUGGCGUCGUGCAGAUUUCGACUGGUGGAAUGCACGGUAUCGCGCUUACGCAUGACAACAAGGUUUUGACUUGGGGUGUGAAUGACCAGGGCGCAUUGGGUCGCGACACAGACUGGGAAGGUGGAUUGGUGGAUAUGGACAAGGCUGAAGAAUCUGACUCCGAUGAAGAUGAGGAGAUUGAGGUUAAUCCCAAGGAAGCUACUCCAUCAGUGAUUGAUUUGUCUGGUGUUGAGGAGGGAACUGUUUUCACUCAGGUUGUCGCUGCUGACAGUGCUUCUUUUGCUCUCACUGAUGAUGGAUAUGUUUAUGGUUGGGGCACAUUCCGCAACAGCAACGGUGUCUGGGCUUUCUCUCCCGAGGUUGUGGUCCAGCGUACUCCCACCCGCAUCCCUGGUCUGAAGAAUGUCGCCAAGCUCGCUGCCGGUAGCAACCACGUCCUCGCUCUCUUGACCGACGGUACCGUGCACUCCUGGGGAUCCGGUGAACAAGACCAACUGGCUCGUCGCCUCAUGGAACGUCGUGCAAAGGAACAGGGUCUUGUCCCUCAGAAGGUUGGUUCGAAGCGCGGCUUCAUCGACAUUGCUUCCGGCGCCUACCACUCCUUCGCCUUGCACAAGGACGGAUCUGUUUACGGUUGGGGAUUGAACAACUACGCCCAGACUGGUAUUGCCAGCAAGGCCGGCGAGAGCGGAGCUGGUGUUCUCAAGCCCACUGUUGUCCCUAGCUUGAAGGGUCAGAACAAGAUCACUCAAAUCGCUGCCGGAAACUUCAACACCCUCGCCCUCACCGAUAAGAAUGAAUGUCUCGUUUGGGGUCGUAUCGACAACCACGCCAUUGGCAUUGAUCCCUCCACUCUUCCCAAAGAGGACGUCAUCUUCGACGACCGCGACCGUCCUCGUAUCUUGACCAAUGCAACCCGCAUCCCCGACUUGGAAGUCUCCUACGCUACCUACGGUACUGAGCAUGCUAUUGCAAUCACCACAGACGGCAAAGCGUAUUCAUGGGGCUUCAACUCUUCCAACCAAACCGGUCAACCCGGUGAUGACGAUAUCAAGGCUGCGACUUUGAUUAACUCCAAGGCUGUGCAGGAUAAGAAGUUUGUCUGGGCUGGUGCUGGUGGACAGUAUGGUAUGAUUGCGACUAUUAGGGAGGAAGAUAAGAUGACCGAUGCUUGA